AUGCGACAACUUUCGACCAAGACCGUCCGAUUGCGACGCACAUUUCCUAUACAAUCGUCUACGUACUCGAGAUCAAUAACAGUUUCGAUAUACAAUGCGAGUUAUUCAACUCACUAUCCCUUCCGGGCACGUACCCGAAGUCUACACACAUCCUACGAAAAACCGCACACGAAUCUACAUAUAAUCAAUGACUUCGGAACACACCCAUCGCUUCCUACUCCUCGAAGCGCUACGUCUAUAGGCAAAUCGCCUAAUUUCUCGAGCUCGGCUUUCCUGCAGAAAGAACUGGCGGAUUGGGAAGACAAUCCGGACCUGUCUAUCUCGAAGUUUUCGGAACUGCCGUCCAAAAACUUUGGAGUCAAUCAGCACAUGGUCAUCAAUGAAGAAUUCAAAGAGGCUCUCCGACAAAUCCUUUGGAGAUUCCGCGCUCCCAUCAGAUAUGCGUUCGCGUACGGCUCAGGAGUUUUCACGCAGACAGCAGCGGCAAACUCGGAAUCGGACCCUGGCCACCCUGCACCACCGCAGGCGAUCCGGAAUGUUCAACAAGGAAAAGGAAAGAUGAUUGAUUUUAUAUUCGGCGUAUCGCAUACACAACACUGGCAUUCUCUCAACUUACAAGAGCAUCGCGACCACUACUCUGCGCUCGGUGCGCUUGGGUCUGGUGCAGUUUCGGCGGUGCAAGAUAAAUGGGGAGCUGGCGUCUACUUUAACCCCUUCGUGACGGUCAAUGGUACGCUCAUUAAGUACGGCGUGGUGAACAUUGACACCCUGUGUAGAGAUCUUAGUCAAUGGGAUACCAUGUACCUUGCUGGGCGUCUACACAAACCGGUGAAGAUUCUUCGCGAUCAUCCGCGAGUUCGAGUGGCGAACCAAGUCAAUUUGCUUUCAGCAUUGCGCGUCGCCCUGCUCAUGCUGCCUGAUCAUUUCACUGAACAAGAGCUAUAUACCACUAUUGCUGGACUCAGUUAUAUGGGCGAUCCUCGCAUGACUGUUUCUGCGGAGGAUCCUAACAAAGUCAGGAAUAUCGUCACGGGUCAGAUGGAUUAUUUUCGACGUCUCUAUGCACCUUUGAUUGAGAAUCUGCCAAACUGCGACUUCGACGAUCCUCGCUGCUCCCAGUCAGACUGGAUCGAUGACCCGUCGGCGAAUGUCAAGUUGACUCAGGACAUGGAUCCAGUGAAACGAGGAAACAUGGUACGACGACUACCCAAGUCGUUCCGAGAAAAGCUGUACUUUCAAUAUCAAAGCCGGUACCAGAUACCACGAUCAGAAUUCCUUGAAAUGAUGCAGAAAACAAGCGAUGAGGACCCUGAGCGCAUCCACCGACGACAAGGAGGAGCCUUUGAGCAACGUAUUGCGGCUGAUGGGAGCCUCAAGGAAGAGCUACAACACACGAUUACAAAGACUAUCCGAUGGCCAGCGACUAUGCAGACCAUUAAAAGUGCUCUCACAGCAGGUGUCGGCAGGGCGUGGACAUAUGUUGCCGAAAAGCGAAAGAAGCACAUCAAUUCAAAGAAGAAUAAUCAGAAUGAAUCCGAGCCUUCUACCAAGACCGAAACUCCCGAAAAACCGACACAAGAACCGGAGAAGGUCACAGAAAAGCCCAAAAGUGAUUAA
This is a messenger RNA of Talaromyces amestolkiae, 1617 nucleotides long. RefSeq lists its product as uncharacterized. The transcript is spliced from 2 exons. NCBI's taxonomy places the organism in Eukaryota, Fungi, Ascomycota, Eurotiomycetes, Eurotiales, Trichocomaceae. Gene Ontology annotation, cellular component: mitochondrion. Gene Ontology annotation, biological process: CDP-diacylglycerol biosynthetic process; cardiolipin biosynthetic process. The coding region runs from base 1 to 1617 and encodes 538 amino acids. The record is from RefSeq and is a predicted model, not a curated record. Gene Ontology annotation, molecular function: phosphatidate cytidylyltransferase activity.